GACCAUCCUAGGGCUAAAAUGGAGCUGCUGGGAUUCACUACGCUUGCUCUCGUGGUUUCUGUGACUUGCCUCGGCCUCCUUUCAGUGUGGACAAAAAUGCGCACUAGGGGGAGAUUGCCUCCGGGCCCCACCCCACUUCCCAUUAUUGGGAAUCUACUGCAACUGAACCUCAAGGACAUCCCUGCAUCGCUUUCCAAGCUGGCCAAAGAGUACGGGCCUGUUUACACGCUGUACUUUGGAACCUCUCCUACCGUGGUCCUACAUGGCUAUGAUGUGGUGAAGGAGGCGCUUCUCCAGCAAGGGGAUGAGUUCCUCGGGAGAGGACCUCUGCCCAUCAUCGAAGAUACCCAUAAGGGAUAUGGACUCAUUUUCAGUAAUGGAGAGAGGUGGAAAGUCAUGCGACGCUUCUCCCUCAUGACACUGAGGAACUUCGGGAUGGGGAAGAGAAGCCUAGAGGAGAGGGUGCAGGAGGAAGCCCGGUGCCUUGUGGAGGAAUUACAAAAAACAAAAGCUCAGCCCUUUGACCCCACCUUCAUCCUGGCCUGUGCUCCCUGCAACGUGAUCUGCUCCAUCCUUUUCAACGAUCGAUUCCAAUACAACGACAAGACGUUCCUCAACCUUAUGGAUCUUUUAAAUAAAAAUUUUCAACAAGUGAACUCCGUAUGGUGCCAGAUGUACAACCUUUGGCCAACGAUCAUAAAGUAUCUCCCUGGAAAGCAUAUAGAAUUUGCAAAAAGACUUGAUGGUGUUAAAAAUUUCAUUCUUGAAAAAGUGAAGGAACACCAGAAGUCUCUGGAUCCUGCCAACCCUCGGGACUACAUCGACUGUUUUCUCAGCAAGGUUGAGGAGGAGAAGGACAACCUGAAGUCUGAGUUCCAUCUGGAGAACUUGGCGGUCUGUGGGUCUAACUUGUUUACGGCAGGCACCGAGACAACCAGCACCACCCUGCGAUUCGGGCUCCUGCUCCUUAUGAAGUAUCCAGAGGUGCAAGCCAAAGUUCAUGAGGAACUUGACCGUGUGAUUGGACGCCACCAACCCCCCAGCAUGAAGGACAAGAUGAAGCUGCCUUACACCGAUGCUGUAUUGCAUGAGAUUCAAAGAUACAUCACUCUCCUUCCUUCCAGUCUGCCCCAUGCUGUGGUCCAGGACACAAAAUUCAGAGACUAUGUCAUCCCCAAGGGUACUGCUGUAUUCCCGAUGCUGUCUUCCAUCAUGUUGGAUCAAAAGGAGUUUGCCAACCCAGAGAAGUUUGAUCCAGGACACUUUCUGGAUAAAAAUGGCUGCUUCAAGAAAACAGACUACUUUGUUCCCUUCUCCCUUGGAAAGCGGGCCUGCGUUGGUGAGAGUUUGGCCCGGAUGGAGCUCUUCCUGUUCCUCACCACCCUUCUGCAAAAGUUUUCCAUGAAGAGUCUGGUGGAGCCCAAGGACCUUGACAUCAAGCCUAUUACUACCGGGAUUAUCAAUUUGCCGCCACCUUACAAGCUGUGCCUUGUUCCUAGAUAAGGGUUUAUCCUUCUAAUCAUUCAAAUCAAAGUAAUUGUUUCCUUUUUCUAUAAAUAGUCUCUUUAUGCUAAGCACUGCCUAGGCCAGAAACAUCAUGCAUGAAAACCACAUGGACAUUUAUUUCGAUUUAAAAAUCUGGGUCUUGAAAGCUUCCAGGACACAGGCAGUGUGUCUGUGUCCCUCAACUGCUCUAGAAACCAGGCCCCAAGCACAACUGACACCAGAUAUACAAGACCCUCAUCAGACGCUACCUACAAGUAGCACUGUGUGCUCUUCCGUGACUUUGGAAAUAGAAUUGUUUUCUGUCAUUGUUUCAACAGAGAAAUUAAUGUAAUGGCCUACGUACAUUUUCCUGUUCUCACUUAAAAGCAUUUACAUGAUUUGUGCCACAUUCACAAAAUAAAUUCUCACCCCGACAAUA
This is a messenger RNA of Rattus rattus (black rat), 1924 nucleotides long. Its product is annotated as cytochrome P450 2C23. Bases 19 to 1503 code for a protein of 494 amino acids. Gene Ontology annotation, cellular component: intracellular membrane-bounded organelle; cytoplasm. Gene Ontology annotation, molecular function: iron ion binding; heme binding; oxidoreductase activity, acting on paired donors, with incorporation or reduction of molecular oxygen, reduced flavin or flavoprotein as one donor, and incorporation of one atom of oxygen. Gene Ontology annotation, biological process: xenobiotic metabolic process. The record is from RefSeq and is a predicted model, not a curated record. NCBI's taxonomy places the organism in Eukaryota, Metazoa, Chordata, Mammalia, Rodentia, Muridae. The transcript is spliced from 9 exons.